Clonostachys byssicola is the source of this 831-nucleotide messenger RNA. The record is from the annotation of a GenBank genome assembly. Lineage: Eukaryota; Fungi; Ascomycota; Sordariomycetes; Hypocreales; Bionectriaceae.
AUGUGCAAUUUGAAUUCAUUCAAUGGGAAGAGCGAGGACAUGCUGAACUCCACAUCACUGCACUUGUCCUUCACAGAUUGGUCCCGCCCCCUGGGUCCAACAACGACUAUAAGUGGGAAGGAUGUGGACGGUCUGGUCAUGGAGUCAGUUGUCAGCAUCCGGGAGCACGGUAGGUGGGUUGGAGACAUCGAUCCCGCAAACGCUCUACAAAACCCGAUUGUGAUCUUGAUGGGGCCUCAAGAGCCUUGCUCCCAUCCGCCUGAUGAGCCUCCCGCUGUUCCCAUGACUGCAGUUGAGUGCUGGGAUGAGCUGAGGGACUGUCCUGAAAAGUUAGUUGUGGUGAAAGCACACGGGAACUGGGUUGCUCGGCUUGCGGCGACUGCUUAUCUUGUUGAGUGCUCAAAGCAAACACCAACGAAGGUCAAGCGGAUUACAAUUUGCCCGCAGAAGGGGAUCCGCUUCGGCCGAGUCGUCCUCGUCCUCGUUUCCAUCUUCGCUAAUACCGGGAGCAACGAGCGGCUCCCGUCGCUCGGCCCUGGGCGCGUCUACCUGGUUAAUGCCCUGUCCCAGGAUCCCCAGGCUGCAUACGAUGGCACCAAUCUGGCUCACGCCAAUGAGGGCAACCACAAGGAAGAUAAACGGACUGCCACCUCGACCAUCCACGUUCUUGAUCUCCGGGCUAGGCAGAUGUGGGAAGAUAAUGUACCCAACCAUGCCAAACACAGUGGCGACAACGAUGGGCCAGUUGACCCUACCAGUCCGGCGAGACAGGUACCCAAACGCCGGUGCGCAAAGGAGGGCGACGAGCUGCGAAACGCCGGUCAGGAUUGA